Acanthoscelides obtectus is the source of this 803-nucleotide messenger RNA. The record is from the annotation of a GenBank genome assembly. Lineage: Eukaryota; Metazoa; Arthropoda; Insecta; Coleoptera; Chrysomelidae.
CUUGUCGGUGAGGUAGAGGUCAUAUAGAAGAGAUAUUUAACAUAUACCUGGUGUAUCCAAACUUGUUAGGUUUCAACGUGAGACGUAUUCCAGGCUCUCUGAUCUCAGGUUGCCUCGAUACAGUUGUAGGUGUUGCCUAAACGUCAUUAGGAAACGGCAAUGCAUUGGUGCAUAGUGAGGAUUUGUGUGCUAAUAAUAUGAUUGUGUUGAUAAUAAUUCCAUUGGAUUCUUGUCUCAAAUACACCUACUUGAGAUUCAAAGCUAGAAAUUUACAUUACAUCUUUCUCAAAUUCAAUCUUCAAUAUGGUUUCGGAAAAUGUUCAGAGUAGUCCCGAAACUCAAGAAGGUAGUAGGAAAAUUGCUAAUCUGUUGGCUGCAAAAAUGAGAGAGACCCUUAAUACAAUUCUAUUGAAGAGUUCUUCAACAGACACCAAGUUGGUCCAAGAAAACGUUAUAUAUGAAGAAGGUAACCAGGAGGGCUCAGCAACAGAGAAGUGUAACAUCCAAAGUACUAUCUACUGAAUAUACUCACACAAGUCCUAAAAGAAAAGCUUCUGUAUUAGGAAAACGUUUAGUAAAUAUUGAACAUUCUUCAGAACAUCCAAGACCAGGCUCAUCUAAAGACUUGAAUUCAGCUCCCCCAAAACAUUUAAGAUGUGAAAGCUGGGCUAAAAGCUAUAGCCCAAAAGCAGGAUUAUCUGAAGACAUCAACUUAACUACUCCUUCUAGAAAUUCAGCAACUGCUAAAGGUACUACCACGUACAGAAAACACAUGGACAUCGCAUAUCUCCUGAACUAUUGAC